AUGAUAUUUUUAUCGCAUCCUCAUCGCCGAAGGAGCAUGAGACUAACAAAGGCUUGCUUGAGAAUCAAUCCAACCAAAUGUACAUUUGGCGUAUCGGAACUGACCUUCUUAGGACAUCUCAUUUCAGGUGAAGGAUGUAGGCCAAUACCUGAAAAAGUAAAGGCUAAUGUCAAUUUCCCAAAACCGAAAACGGUAGUUGACUUACGUAGGUUCUUGGGGAUGAUAAAUUUUUAUCGUCGCAGCCUUCCUCAUUUUGUGCAAACCAAAGCACCUCUUCACGUUUACUUGCAUGACUCGAAAAAGAACGAUAAGCGAAAAAACCUUUUGACUAUAGAAGCUGAUCAGGCGUUUGAGAAAAUCAAAACUGAUCUAUCAAACGCAGUUCUAUUAGCUUAUCCUUCUUCUGAUGAUAAAAUUAGAGUAGUUACGGACGCCUCAGACUUUGCUAUGGGCGCCUUUUUGGAGCAAUUUACCAAAGGUUCAUGGUUAACCCUCGCAUUCUUCUCCCAGAAGUUUACCCCGGCUCAAAAACAAUAUAGUGCUUAUGAUCGUAAGCUUACUGCAGCAUUUGAAGCUACCAUGUACUUUAGGUAUUUUCUGGAAGGCAGAGAAUUUAAAUUAUUAACUGAGCAUAAACCUUUGAUCUAUGCAUUUAUGCAAAAGUCAGAUGAGGUAUCUCCUCGACAACAAGAAACUGAUGAGGAUCUUGAAGAAUUUCUGGAUACUCCGGAACUUAAUUCAAGGUUAAAGCGAUUUGUAUUCCGUUUAGACAAAGCAAGUCUUUAUUGCGAAUCCUCAAGUAACGACUUGAGACCUUUUAUUCCUAGUUCUCUUCGUCAACGGGUUUUUGAAUUAUUGCCCAACCCAGCACAACCUAAUGCUAAAGUAACUGAUAGGAUAAUUCAAUUGUUGGGCUGUAAACGAAUUCGUAGCAUUGCCUAUCAUCCAGCAGCCAAUGGCUUAAUUGAACGAUGGCAUAGAUCACUCAAGUCAGCGAUAAUGUGUCACUCUGGCAAGGACUGGCCUAGAUUGCUUUCAACAGUGCUUUUGGGAUUACGUACUCAUGUCCGUUUGGACACUGGUGCUUCACCAGCAGAAUUUCUUUAUGGCACGACUCUCAGAGUUCCACAAGGAAGUUUUUCAUCUCACGGAAGAAGUUCACAGCAACCUUUGUAUCGCUUUGACCCAGAUGAAAAUACUAUAAUACUCAAGUCUAGAGUCGGGGAUAUUGAGGUGGUUCGCUCGACUUUCGGCGGUACUAAUCCUAUUAGUGUACCGAAGACAUGUACCUUUCUGGGUCAUCCUACACCCCGUGGUAUUCCGACUCUUGCUACUAAAGGAAAUGAAAACUUUCAAACCGUUCCUCUUAUUAAUACUAUAGAUCACGUGAAAUAUUGUGUGGCAUAUUUAACAGAAAAUGAAGAAGUUUUAGGAGUUAAGGCUCCACCAACUGACCAGGAGGCGGCACGUGACCAAUAUAACGGUGAUCCAAGUCUUCUCAAUCCUAACGCUACGAAAUCUUAUAUCACUUAUAUGGGCUUCGACUUCGAGGUGACUCAUUUUCCUCUGAAUCCACUCUUACCGUCGGAUAUAAAGCAUUACCCUUACAAUAAAAAUAAUGAAGAAUACACGUUAGGUUAUAUUACCACAUUUGCGGUGAAACCCAUAAUGAUGAGGUUUGGUGUCAUUCGAUUUUUUGGGAUAUGUAGAACUAGAAACCCACAUUAUCCUGGUGAACACAUUGUAUGUGAAUCCGCUCAUCUUCAUGUGAGGGACGUUCCUACGCUGAUCAAAGACCACCUCCCUAAACACAUGGUGGCAGAGCUGCGCGCUUUCAAGCCGAACUGA
Belonocnema kinseyi is the source of this 1848-nucleotide messenger RNA. RefSeq lists its product as uncharacterized. NCBI's taxonomy places the organism in Eukaryota, Metazoa, Arthropoda, Insecta, Hymenoptera, Cynipidae. Bases 1 to 1848 code for a protein of 615 amino acids. The transcript has 5 exons. Gene Ontology annotation, molecular function: nucleic acid binding. The record is from RefSeq and is a predicted model, not a curated record.